UGCUCGUGGAGGCCGGCUCGGAGGCGGCGCGGCGCUCAGUCCAUCCGGCGGGCCCCUCUCGCUGGUUGUGUCGGGCGGGCGCGCUGGCCUGGCGGAGCGAUGGCGGCCGUGCGGGGCCUGCGGAUCUCGGUGGCGGCGGAGGAGGCGGCAGCAGCGGCGGAGGAGGAGCCGCCCCGCGGCCCCGAGCCCGAGCCCAUGGAGGUGGAGGAGGGCGAGCUGGAGACCGUCCCCGUGCGGCGCUCGCUGCGGGAGCUGCUCCCGGACACUAGUAGAAGGUAUGAAAACAAAGCUGGAAGUUUCAUCACCGGAAUAGAUGUCACCUCCAAGGAAGCAAUUGAGAAAAAGGAGCAAAGAGCGAAGCGUUUUCAUUUUCGAGCUGAAGUGAACCUUGCCCAAAGGAAUGUGGCAUUGGAACGAGAUAUGAUGAAGAAAGCAAUCCCGAAAGUGAGGCUGGAUACAGUCCACGUUUGCGGAGUAGAUGAGAUGAGUACCCAGGACAUCUUUGCCUAUUUUAAAGAGUAUCCUCCUGCUCAUAUUGAGUGGCUAGAUGACACAUCAUGUAAUGUAGUCUGGCUUGAUGAAGUGACAGCAACACGAGCUCUUAUAAAUAUGAGCUCUAUGCCUGAUCAGGAUAAACUCAAAGACAGAGAAAACAACGAGGAGAAAGCAACUGAAAAAAAUAAAAAAGACAAACAGGAGGAAAGCUCGGACGAUGAGACCGAGGAAGGAGAGGUUGAGGAUGACAAUCCAAGUGAUGUUGAGUUGGAUGCGCUUUCCCAGGUAGAAGAAGAUUCUCUCCUACGUAAUGAUCUACGCCCAGCCAACAAGCUGGCUAAAGGAAACAAACUGUUCAUGAGAUUUGCUACGAAAGAUGAUAAAAAAGAGCUGGGAGCUGCAAGAAGAAGUCAGUACUACAUGAAAUAUGGCAACCCUAAUUAUGGUGGCAUGAAAGGAAUUCUUAGCAACUCUUGGAAACGAAGAUAUCAUUCACGUCGAAUCCAUCGUGAUGUGAUAAAGAAAAGGACACUCAUUGGGGAUGAUGUUGGGUUGACACCUCCUUAUAAACACCGGCAUUCAGGCCUAGUGAAUGUUCCUGAGGAGCCUAUUGAGGAAGAAGAGGAGGAGGAGGAAGAUGAGGAUAUGGAUGAGGAUGACAGGGUUGUGGUAGAGUACCGGGAUGAACUACAAGCUUUCAAACAGUCUCGAGAUCGCAGUGCAGCAAGGCGAUCAAGUGCCAGUGCAUCUGAUUCUGAUGAAAUGGACUAUGAUCUUGAACUGAAAAUGAUAUCCACUCCAUCUCCCAAAAAGAGCAUGAAAAUGACAAUGUAUGCUGAUGAGGUGGAAUCUCAAUUGAAAACUAUUAGGAACUCUAUGAGAGCAGAUAGUGUAGCAUCCAGUAAUGUCAAAAACCGGAUUGGCAGCAAAGGAUCAUCAGAAAAAGUUGCAGAUGUAAGACUACUGUUAGAGGAAAAACGUCAGAAUAAUACAGGGCAGCGUCAGCCAGUCAGCACUACAAAAUCAGAUGUACGGCAGAGACUAGGAAAGAGACCUCACUCUCCGGAAGUCAAGCCCCCAAGUAGCAACUCCACCCCUCGUCGAGAAUCGGUAUCCGAUGUACAUAGCCGGUUAGGGAUACCCAAACAAGAUGUGAAAGGCCUUUACUCUGACACCAGAGAGAAGAAAGCAGGUAAUUUAUGGACCCGCUUAGGAUCAGCACCUAAGACACAAGAAAAGACUCCAGAGAAAUCAGAAAACUCAGUAACAUCUCCAGAGGAGGACGAUUCAGAGCUCCAGCGGGCAUGGGGUGCUCUUAUAAAAGAAAAAGAACAGUCUCGCCAGAAGAAAAGCCGAUUAGAUAACUUGCCAUCUCUACAAAUUGAAAUUAGCCGGGAGAGUAGUUCUGGGUCAGACACUGAAUCAUGAUGCUCUUUAGACCCUGAUCCUCAGGAUUUGAACUCUGCAGCAUGGCAAGAUUUCCAUUGCCCAAAGGCUGAACAUUAUGGAAGCGUGGCAGGACUCUGAUUGAGGUUCCAGGAGCCUCUCCAUUCUGUUUACACAGAAGUAAAGACCUGUAUACCACUUGACAUUUAAAGCAAUCACAUUUGUCUUCAGUAUGUGUGGCCCUGUGUUGUGUAGGGCAUUGUCAUAUACAUUUAUUACAACAAACCUGUAGUAGUUAUUGCAAAACAUUUUUUUUCCCCAAGCUUCAAACUUUAAAGAAGGGGCAGAACUACUCCUGGAUUUUGUAGACGACUUUUUGUUCUUAAUCUUUUUAACAUGGAGUCUUUUAAGAAAAUGUUUUACACAGUUCAUCCAAAGAACAGGGAACUUCAGAAUAAUCACUAUUGCCUGGCCCUUAUAGCUGUUACCAGCACCUUUAGUCUCCUCAUAGGGUAAUAACAAUGAUGCUUCCUGGGUGCGCAGCCAGCAAGGGUAAAGCUUAUCAAGGGAUUGCUGUCUCCCACUCCUCCAAAAUACUGAAUGUAAAUCUAAACUAGACCUCCUAGUAGGUAAUACUUCAAAAUAACAUCAGAGGAGCACCACUAUAUUAGUCUCAAAAAGGAUUCUGCUUCAUUCAUUUUGGUGAUAACUUUUUGCUUUAAGGGAAGAUUGACAAGUUCAAGACUGCAGAGUUGGAUUUGUUGACAAAAUUGUGCAAAUUCCUGGGAUUCAUUUUUUUGAGUUUAAAUGUUGAAACAAUUUUAAAAAAAUAUUUCAAUAUAGCUGUAUUAUGUUUGAAGAAAUCUUAACAAUUUAAAAGCUUAAAAUAAUGUUUAUAUUUGUGAGAAUUCUGUUGGCUACAGUGAAAGCUUAUAGUGGUGUUUUCAUAUGUGCUGUUAAACUACACACACACACACAUAUAUAUAUAUAAAAAUAUGAUUGAAAGAGAAAAGGAAAAUAUAGGAUCAGUGUUUCAUGUCAAUAUUUUUGAAUGUCCUAAUUGUAUAGUACAUGUGGAUGUGCACAUGGUUGACUAGUUACAUUCACUUCACUUUUCUUACUCUUGUCCUCUUCCUUAGUAGGUAAAAAGGUUAAUGAAUGUGCAACCGUUUUUUGGUUUGUUUUUUAUUAUUUGUGGCGUUUAUUUUGAUUGCCCACAACUCGGGGAAAAGGAAUAAUGUGUAUGACGUGUAGCAAACUAUUACCUGCCAAGAUUUAACAGCCUGCAAAUCUGUUUGCAUUGUAUCUAAUUCCUAGGUUCUGUUAGCCCAAAAUGUCAGUGUGUCCCUUCCCCUUCUUCCUUUUAAACAUACAUUUUUCUUCUGUUUUCUAAUUUUUUCAUACUAUAUUGAAACAGGUUUGGGGCUUUGCAAAAGCAAGGAAUCUGCAGUUAACCUCCGUUAUGUCAGUGUGUGUAUAAGAAUAUUAUGUUCUAAUAGCAGUAUAUGAAACUGAAGAUAAGCUACAGUGACUAAAUACAGCAGGGUGAGCUGGGGACUGACUGGGCUUCUAGCCUGAACUAUUUCCUUGCUUUUGUGACAUUCGCCCUUUUUUAUAUAUUUAAUUGAAUUUAAUAUUGUCUGGUAAACAUGGCUGCCUAAAAUACUGUUCAUGACGAGUAAAUGACUGCAGUACCACUGUCAUGGGUUAUUUUGAUGUGUACUUUCAUUAAUAUAUUUCCCCUUAUAAAGCUUUAAAAUAGAACCAUAUCUAACAAUCCAUCUGACACCUUACCUAUAUUAACAUCCUGAUAAAAGUUCCCGUAACUGCUGUGUUUCUGCCAGUAAAUUACUUGGGUUGCUUGUA
Messenger RNA from Mauremys reevesii (Reeves's turtle), 3747 nucleotides. It is a transcript of the gene NCBP3, whose product is annotated as nuclear cap binding subunit 3. The transcript is spliced from 13 exons. The coding region runs from base 100 to 1923 and encodes 607 amino acids. Lineage: Eukaryota; Metazoa; Chordata; Testudines; Geoemydidae. Gene Ontology annotation, molecular function: RNA 7-methylguanosine cap binding; mRNA binding. Gene Ontology annotation, cellular component: nucleus; cytosol. The record is from RefSeq and is a predicted model, not a curated record.